This is a messenger RNA of Sphaeramia orbicularis (orbiculate cardinalfish), 1385 nucleotides long. RefSeq lists its product as uncharacterized. Gene Ontology annotation, biological process: interleukin-15-mediated signaling pathway; positive regulation of ERK1 and ERK2 cascade; T cell activation. Gene Ontology annotation, cellular component: membrane raft; external side of plasma membrane. Gene Ontology annotation, molecular function: protein tyrosine kinase binding; MHC class II protein binding. The record is from RefSeq and is a predicted model, not a curated record. The coding region runs from base 72 to 959 and encodes 295 amino acids. NCBI's taxonomy places the organism in Eukaryota, Metazoa, Chordata, Actinopteri, Kurtiformes, Apogonidae. The transcript has 5 exons.
CACUGACAGUGCCUCGUCUAGUCAAGAGAAAAAUUCUCACAACACACCACCCUGCUGAUCAGAAAUGAACAAUGGCAGCUCUGGACUUCAUGGUUUUUGUUUGUGUUUCUGUUCUGCUGUUUGAAGGUGGAUUCAGUGUUGAACGCAUCCAUGUUUUCUACCGUUCUGGUCAAAUGGCCAUAAUACCCUGUGGUCGGACUCCACCCUCAACAUGUUCUAAGGUUGGGUGGUUUGACGACAACGGCCCUCCAAUUGAAUUUCAAGAGGGAAAUGGUCAGAGCCCACCCACAGAUGUCAGGUUUCAUCUGUCCUCUAACUGUUCUCUGGUCAUUAACAACGUCUCUGGUGAGGAUGCUAGUAGAUACCUUUGUCGUCCUGACCAACAGAGAAAUGAUCAGGACACAUUUUUGUACCUGAACAUCCUGACAGUCUCUGAAUCUCCUCCAGACGCUGAUCCAAACAGAGAUGGAAGCAUCACAUUACAGUGCUCUCUGAACAGAACCAGGUCAUUCCGUUGUCCAGAGAACAGUUUGCGCUGGGAGAAUGAGGAAAGGUCUGAGCUGACGGGCACACGCAGUUCCAUCAGACAAAGAAACUGUGUCUCUACUAUAACUGUGAAACGUUCGAGUGGACACAACAGGAGAUACACCUGCCUGUUUGUGGAUGAGAAUCAAGUAAGGAUAUCUGCAGACCACACACUUGUCUUCAUCACUGAGAGAAAAGAUGGUCAGACGGAAAAUUCGAGUACAGAUCCUGUUUUUUUUAUCAGGCUCAUCAUUGUGUGUGUGGGUUUAACAGGCCUCUCAUUGACUGCUUGUGUUCUCCCCCGGUGGAUGAAUAGGAAACGGAAUACGACACAGAUCAGUCAAAAUGAAGUGGUCAUGUCUCACCGUGUUGCGGAGGCUUCUGCAGCCUCCACUGACCCUGACGUCACAUAUGAAAACCAACAAAACACAUAAGAGGACACAGAGUCGUCUGGAACAUCUCACCCAUCAGCGUUUAGUGGGUUUUCUGCUGUACAUUUAAUCUAUAUAGACAUGAUUUUUCUGAGUCCUGUGUAUCCUGAGUCCUGUGUAUUUGGAUCUGUAACAAUUGUGCAGGUAUAUAUUCAAUUAUUUCAGAUUAAUGUGUUUGAUUUUUUUUUUUUUUUUUUUACAGGAAAAUUUUGUAUAUCAUUAAAAUCAAAUCCGCUUCAUUGUAAUCCAUGGACGAAUGAUAUACUGUAGGCGGAUGUAAAACCUUUAUUUUAAAUCUUAUUGUACAUUUUAAGACGGAAAAAAAAAAAAAAAAAAAAUCAAAAAUGUACAUUGUCUUAAAAACCUCAUUCGUUGACUCUAAAAAUAGAAUUAUCAUCUUCAGUACUACACAAUACCUGCCACAGCAGU